CGGAGCUGUCCAAGUGCUGAAAACAGAAGACGCUCAGCACCGCUCCUGAGGAGAUGCCCUACACCCUGACUACUGUCUGAGCUCCACUACCAAAGGUAACAAAUUGCCUAUAAUGCUGCAUUUCCACCACAAGUUGCCGGCGGCCGGAGUGGCGGCGCUGCUCGCCUUGCUGCUGCAUGGCAGCGCCGCGCAGGCUGCGUCUCUCCCGCACCACUACAGGCUGCGAGGAGAGGCUGCUGGGCACCAGCCCUCCGCCUACCAGCCCAGCUCCGACAUGAUCAAAGCCCUGGAGUACAUCGAGAACCUCAAACAGCGAAACGGGGCUCGACCCGAACCCGUGGAUUACGACGAGGUGGAAAAAUUCAGGGUUCUGCUUCAGCUCGCCUCGCAGAACCAGCAGCAGCAGCAGCAGCAGCAGCAGGAGGAUGCAGGACAGCCGGCCCCCGACGCCAUGCCGAGGCCGGACAUCACCGCCGAGCAGCUCAUGAGAGCCAUGCUCACAUCUCUGCAGGACCAGGGGGGCAAUAAGGACCGCAGCAGAGCCGACCGGCACCGCACCAAAGACACGGAGAUGCCCGACACCCCGCCGGGAGGAGACUACGGUAACUUCCCCAGACCCCACAAGAAGUACCCGCUGAUGUUUGAAGAUGAAGAGAACACAGACGCGUCCAAGCGGGCAACGGAGGACCUGGACGAGCAGUACACCCCGCAGAGCCUCGCCAAUCUCAGAUCCAUCUUUGAGGAGCUCGGGAGGAUGCCAUCGGUCAUGGACCAGAAAAGAGACAUGAUAGGGGAGGAAGAUGGGGAUGAGGAUGGGUUCAGUCCCAGGAACCUGCAGGCUUACGAGGACGUGGCCGGAGGAGAGGAGUGGGUCCCCGUGGAGGAGAGGGAAGAGACGGAGGAGAUGGUGAACAGAAGCCACGAGGAGGAGGAUGCUGAGCGAGAGGAGAUGCAACGCCGAGCCAAUAACCAAGAGGAUGCUGACGGUGACGACACCAAACUUGUCGAUUACUACCUGCUGAAGGUGCUGGAGAUGAGCGACCAGACGCAGAAGAGGGAGCAGACAGGUGAGCAGAAAAAGAGGCUGAUCCGCCCCUCCAUCGUGGAUCCCCGGACGGUGAAAGGGUUGCUGGAGCUUUCCCUCAAACUGCACGUCCCCCCGCAGGAGCUGAUCGACCUGCUGCUCACGGAGGAGCUGAGGAAGCUGCACCGCAGCAGCAGCGGCUCUCAGACCCCCGCACGCACCGCACAAACCCCCAAGAUCAGGUACUUCAGCCGGAGACUGCCGCUCAAGAGCAGGCCCGCCCCGGAGGACAUGGACAGGGAGGACUUUUUAGACAUCAUCGGGGUGGAGACUAUCAGCAACGAGUAUCCCGUGCAGGUGCAGAGACCCUCCAAGACCUCCCCGUCCUCAGACAGAAUCACAGUCCAAUCCAGUCCUGUUGCAAAAGCAGGGCCGGUCAGAGUCCCCUCUUCCUCCGGACGCAGGCAGAACUUAUUCCUGUCUGAGCUCAACAAGAUGCCUCUGAAGCGUCAGGCCGACGGCGCUUCCAGGGACGAUGACGACGAUGAUGGAGACGUGGAAGAUGAGGUGACCACCUACCUGGCAGCUAAAAUCCUCACAGAGUAUCCCAACACCAUCGCCAAGAGGGACACGCAGGCGCAGCUGAAGGGCCAGUUCCCCUACGAGCUGUACGAGCGCGCCGUGAAGGACUACAUGCAGCAGGAGGAGGGCGAGCGGCGGCCGCUGGCCCGCAGGGACGCAGAGGUCGCCCCCGAGGAGGAGGAGAAAGUCAUGCCUACAGAGAUGCAGAACAAAGAGGAGAUGACAGCCAAGACCUCGCCUCCACAAACGGUCAAUGAGGAAGAGAAGGAGCACCGCAACGAAAAAACCUUGGCCGGGAUGUAGACUGAAGGCUGAUUUAUGGUUCCGCCAUAAUUCAGGCUUGACCCCUGUUACAACCAAAAAUGUAAUAACGGCCAAUAACGUAAUAACUGCCAAUAAUGUAAUAAUUUUGGCCAUUUCAAUUGUAAUAAAGCCAAUAGUGUUAAUGUGCCAUUAAUGUUAUAAAACUUUUGAGUCAAUAACGUAAUAACUUUUUGCCGAUAAUGUAAUAAGGCAUUAGGCUACAUUAUGAAAGUUUUUUUUUUAAUACCAGGCCAAUAAGUAAUAACCAGCCAAUAAUGUAAUGCCUUAUUACAUUAUCGGCAAAAAGUUAUUACGUUAUUGGCUCAAAAGAUUUAUUACAUUAUUGGCACAUUAUUACACUAUUGGCUUUAUUACAUUUGAAAUGGCCAAAAUUAUUACAUUAUUGGCCGUUAUUACGUUUUUGGUUGUAACAACCCCCCACGGCAGUAACGCAUUAUUAUGAAUAUAGUAUUUAAAAGUGUCUCAAAAUAUAUUUUGGUGGACGUGGUCUAGUUUACAAACUUCUAUCAUAUGAACUAUAGCUGGUAAUAAUAUCACCCUAACGAGAAUGAACUAUAGCAAUCCUAGAAACUAAAUAGAACUUUAACAGUCCCUAUACUUGCUGCAAGAACAUUACCGAGAUAUUCAAACGACACUACAUGAGAUUAAAGGUAUACACCCAGUGAGGCAAAAUGUAAUCGCUUAACACUGUCUUAAGUGGAUGUGUGCUCUCAGUUAGCCCAAUACAUAAUUAUGUUACAAAUAAAUCUGACCGGUUAAAUUUGUGUCACUUCAAGUUUGUUUCUAUUAAAUUAAAUUUGUAAACAGCCCAGUAUUUUAAAGCAUAAUUGAAUGAGUAAAGUCUAUUUUUCAUCCAUGUCAAACUAUUCAAAUAUAUGUGAAUAUACAUGUAAAUUCUUUAGUGUAUUGAGGAAUGGGCUUUUGAAAUCUCAAAGUGUAACCACAGGAGAGCUGUAGGUAAUGUAGUGAUUUUUCGUUAGGGGAAUGUGUUGGGCUGAGAACGAGUGUUGUUGUGACUCGUGAUAUGUUCAGGAUUAGUGGAUUUAAUGUUAUUGUAUGAAUAAUUAUUUCCAAGUCUAAUUAUCAGACCGUCGCCUGCCUUCUAACCCUUUCAUACUGCAAAGCUCUGUAUUGUUGGCCUAAAAGUGGUUGUGCUAUAUAUGCUCAUUUUUAAAUCAUUUUGUACAUGUUCAACAAUGUGUAAUUGAUGACAGAUAAAUAAAGCAU
Messenger RNA from Cololabis saira (Pacific saury), 3157 nucleotides. RefSeq names its product secretogranin II b (gene scg2b). Gene Ontology annotation, cellular component: secretory granule. NCBI's taxonomy places the organism in Eukaryota, Metazoa, Chordata, Actinopteri, Beloniformes, Belonidae. The transcript is spliced from 3 exons. The record is from RefSeq and is a predicted model, not a curated record. Bases 113 to 1909 code for a protein of 598 amino acids.